Molecule: messenger RNA, 6293 nt
Organism: Dama dama (fallow deer)
Lineage: Eukaryota; Metazoa; Chordata; Mammalia; Artiodactyla; Cervidae
Gene: SORBS2
Product: sorbin and SH3 domain containing 2
Exons: 25
Coding region: 307-4209 (1300 amino acids)
Biological process (GO): Notch signaling pathway
Cellular component (GO): plasma membrane; synapse; neuronal cell body
Molecular function (GO): protein binding
Source: RefSeq, a predicted model, not a curated record
CCCCGGCUGCUGUUAAAUGCUGAAAAUAGCUCAAAUGCUCUCAGAACAGUAGCACCACCCAGCAGCUGAGAUUCUUUCCCUCUCUCACUUGCCUUCUCUCUUGCCCCCCUCCUUUUUUUUUUUCAGACACUUGGAUUGGACUUAAUCUUAAACCUCUGGAGUUCAAGACCUUUUAAAAAGGGCUAAAUAAACAACCUCCACAUGUAAAAGGCCACUGACUGCUACUUCCUCUCUUCAGAGCAACUGUUGAACCUGGCUGCCUGUAGGAAAACUGAAGACUUAAAUAACAAACCCUCCAAGGUCAAAAUGAACACAGAUAGCGGUGGGUGUGCUCGCAAACGUGCCGCCAUGUCUGUUACAUUAACAUCUGUGAAGAGAGUUCAGAGUUCUCCAAACCUGUUGGCUGCAGGGCGUGAUUCUCAGUCACCAGACUCAGCUUGGAGAUGUUACAAUGAUCGAAAUCAAGAGACACUGAAUGGAGAUGCUACAUGUUCCUCUCUUGCAGCAAAAGGUUUUAGAAGCGUUCGACCAAAUCUACAAGAAAAAAAAUCACCAACUCAGAGCCAGAUAACAGUGAAUGGAAACUCUGGAGGCACUGUGAGUCCAAUGAGUUACUAUCAAAGGCCGUUUUCCCCUUCUGCUUACUCGCUACCAGGCUCACUCAAUUCAAGCAUGAUCAUGCAGCAUGGCCGGUCACUUGAUUCCUCGGAGGCAUAUCCCCAGCAUGCCCAGUCUCUGGACGGCAGCGUGGGCAGCUCCAUACCCCUGUACAGGUCCUCUGAGGAGGAGAAGAGAGUGACAGUCAUCAAGGCACCCCACUACCCAGGGAUCGGGCCGGUGGAUGAAUCCGGAAUCCCCACAGCAAUCAGAACGACAGUUGACAGACCGAAGGACUGGUACAAGACCAUGUUUAAGCAAAUCCACAUGGUACACAAGCCAGAUGAUGACACAGACAUGUAUAAUACUCCUUAUACAUAUAAUGCAGGCCUCUACAACUCGCCCUACAGUACUCAGUCACACCCUGCUGCCAAGACCCAGACCUACAGACCGCUCUCCAAGAGCCACUCCGACAAUGGCACCAAUGCGUUCAAGGAUGCUUCCUCCCCCGUCCCUCCCCCGCCUGUUCCUCCGGUUCCGCCCUUUCGAGCAAGAGAUCGGUCUUCAACAGAAAAGCAUGACUGGGAUCCUCCAGACAGAAAAGUAGACACAAGGAAAUUCCGUUCUGAGCCGAGGAGUAUUUUUGAAUAUGAACCUGGGAAGUCCUCCAUUCUGCAGCAUGAAAGACCACCCCCUCUCCCAACCACUCCGACACCUGUUCCAAGGGACCCUGGCCGGAAGCCUAUUUCUAUGUCACCCUGCGGAGAAGUAACUGGUAGCCCCUCCCCUCCGCCCAGGACCAGUAUCCCCGCACCAAGCCCCUGCGCCCCGGCUCUCUCCCCCAUCCGGACUGAUCGCAUAAAUCCAGAUGACAUAGAUUUAGAAAAUGAGCCCUGGUAUAAAUUCUUUUCAGAACUGGAGUUUGGACGCCCGCCUCCUAAAAAGGCUCUGGACUAUGUUCAAGAUCAUUCUCCUGGUGUUUCCAAUGAGGCCUCAUUGUAUCAAUCCUCUAUAGACAGAAGCCUGGAAAGACCCACUAGUUCUGCAAGCAUGGCCAGCGACUUUAGGAAAAGGAGGCGAAGUGAGCCUGCGGUGGGGCAGCCCAGGGGCCUGGGGGACCCAAGUGCAAGGAGCACUAGCCCAGGCCGAGCAGACCUCCCAGGAUCAAGCACCACCCUGACAAAGUCUUUCAUUAGUUCUUCUCCUUCUUCUCCGUCAAGAGCAAAAGGUGGGGAUGAUAGCCAAACGUGUCCAUCCCUUUCCAGUUUCUCAGGGCUCAACGGCCACCCCUCCCAUGAGUUAGAUUACUGUAACACUUACAGACAGCAUCUAGAUGUCCCGCAAGACUCGCAGAGGGCCAUUACUUUCAAAAACGGCUGGCAGAUGGCCCGGCAAAAUGCAGAGGUCUGGAGCAGCACUGAAGAGACCGUCUCCCCCAAAAUCAAAUCCCGUAGUUGCGAUGACCUUUUAAAUGAUGACUGCGACAGCUUGCCUGACCCAAAAACCAAGUCGGAAAGUAUGGGUUCUCUGCUAUGUGAGGAGGACCCCAAGGAGAGCUGCCCUGUGACCUGGGCUUCCCCCUAUAUCCAGGAGGGCCGCAGUAACGGCAGAUCAAGGCUCCGACACAGGUCGGCCCACGACACCCCGGGCUUCCUAAAGAUGUACAAGAAAAUGCACCGCAUCAACCGCAAGGACCUGAUGAACUCCGAGGUCAUCUGCUCCGUCAAGUCGAGAAUAAUGCAGUAUGAGAAGGAACAGCAGCACAAAGGCCUGCUCCACGGAUGGAGCCAGUCUUCCACCGAGGAGGUGCCCAGGGACAUGGUCCCCACCCGCAUUUCUGAAUUUGAAAAGUUGAUCCAGAAGUCAAAGUCCAUGCCGAAUUUGGGAGAUGAAAUGUUAUCUCCUAUAACCCUGGAGCCGCAACAGAAUGGUUUGUGUCCCCAAAGGCGGUUUUCCAUUGAGUCUUUGCUGGAGGAAGAGAAUCAAGGUAGACACCCAUCUCAGGUACCACGAAGCUACAAGUCUACAGCCCUGGUGCCCAUCCACAUUGAAGUCACCAGUGACGACCAGCCGAGAACCCACGUGGAGUUUUCUGAUAGCGACCAGGAUGGAGUUGUGUCUGACCACAGUGAUUACAUUCACGUUGAAGGAUCGUCCUUCUGCAGCGAGAGUGAUUUUGAUCACUUUUCUUUCACAUCCUCUGAAAGUUUUUAUGGAUCCAGCCACCAUCAUCACCACCAUCACCACCAUCAUCACCGGCACCUCAUCAGCUCCUGCAAAGGCAGAUGCCCUGCCUCCUAUACUCGAUUUACCACGAUGUUAAAACACGAAAGAGCUAAACACGAAAACGCUGAUGAGCCCAGAAGACAAGACAUGGACCCUGGCCUUUCUAAACUGGCAUUUCUGGUCAGUCCUGUGCCUUUCCGGAGGAAAAAAAAUUCAACUCCCAAAAAACAGAUGGAAAAGGCAAAAUGUAAGACGUCUGUGUUUGAGGCUCUGGACUCUGCCCUUAAGGACAUCUGUGACCAAAUUAAGGCUGAAAAGAGAAGGGGAAGUUUGCCAGACAACAGUAUAUUGCACCGUCUUAUCAGUGAACUGCUGCCAGAUAUUCCUGAAAGGAAUUCAUCACUCAAAGCCCUAAAAAGGAGCCCCAUGCACCAGCCUUUUCACCCACUGCCUCAAGAAGGUGCUAUUCAUUGCCCGUUGUACCAGAACGAUUGUGGGAGAAUGCCUCACAGUGCCUCCUUCCAAGACGACACCAACAACAACUACCACCACCAAGACCAUGACAGUGCACUGAACCUCCAAGACCACGAGUCCCCUAGGAGUUACUCGGCCACACUGACUGAUCUUGGAAGAACUGCACCCAGGGAAAGAAGAGGAACUCCAGAAAAAGAGAAACUGCCUGCAAAAGCUGUUUACGAUUUUAAGGCUCAGACAUCCAAGGAGCUGUCAUUUAAGAAAGGAGAUACUGUCUACAUCCUCAGGAAAAUUGAUCAGAACUGGUAUGAGGGAGAGCAUCACGGGAGAGUGGGCAUUUUCCCAAUCUCAUAUGUAGAGAAACUCACACCUCCUGAAAAAGCACAGCCUGCAAGACCACCUCCCCCAGCCCAGCCUGGUGAAAUUGGAGAAGCUGUCGCCAAAUAUAAUUUCAGUGCUGACACCAACGUGGAGCUAUCGCUGAGAAAGGGAGAUAGAAUUAUUCUUCUUAAAAGAGUUGAUCAAAACUGGUAUGAAGGUAAAAUUCCAGGAACCAACAGACAAGGCAUCUUCCCUGUUUCCUAUGUAGAAGUUGUCAAGAAGAACACAACCAAAGGUGCUGAGGACUAUCCUGAACUUCCAAUACCCCACAGCUAUUCUAGUGAUAGAAUCCACAGCUUAAGUUCAAAUAAGCCACAGCGUCCUGUGUUUACUCAUGAAAACAUUCAAGGUGGGGGGGAACCGUUUCAGGCUCUGUAUAACUAUACUCCUAGGAAUGAAGAUGAGCUGGAGCUCAGAGAAAGUGAUGUCAUUGAUGUGAUGGAAAAAUGUGAUGAUGGAUGGUUUGUGGGAACCUCUAGAAGAACCAAAUUCUUUGGUACUUUUCCCGGAAACUAUGUCAAGAGGCUGUGAAUCACUCUCCUGGUUAUUUAUGCCGCAUUUCAGCAGCACAUCUGCAUAACCUUGCCUGAGAGAUCCCGCAGGCCUCCUGCUGUAAUGCCUUCCAGCUUCCAACAGAAGUCACCCACUAUCACCAUCUCCACCUGCCACCAAACCACCAGCAACUGAACUGCCACGCCCUGGGGAAGAUGGGCGGAUUAGCCUCCAUGUGAAAGUGCAUAUUCCUGCUUUCUGCUCUAAACUUGGAAAAGUGGAUGUGUGGCAUCAGAAAGAAAACCCUAUGCUUAAUAAGGAUUGAGCAGUUGAGGCAAAAAAAUAAGUGUCUUGGAGGCUCCCUGGUCCACUUUGGAAGCUGUUCUCCCUUCAGGCAACCAGAAGAUUGUCUCUUACUACUUGCUGUGGUUCGCAUUUUCACCUUCUUAGCUUGGCAGUAUAUUUUCCUUUCACGAGUUUGCCUAGUGUCCUGGUUUACACGAUAUGACAACUGUACUUCAACUAUUGUUUGCCUGCACUUAUUUGUUGUGAAAUGCACAGUGAUUACAAAAUCUAAAGCAAGAGUAGGAAAGUUAAUUCGAAUGAGUGUGAUUUUGUUGAAUUGAAUGUGAGUUUCCAAUAGGAGUCUUUUCCUGCAGGUUUUCUUUUUGUACUUUUUAGAAGUGCAAACAGUAAGUGAAUAAGAGCCUUUGGUAAUAAUCAUGAGAAUAUAAGAGGUUUAGCUAGACUACAAAAAAAAAAAAAUAACUAUUGUGUUGUAAAGUUGCAUUGCUAUUUUAUAUUAAAAUGUAAUAAUCAGCAUCAUGAACAAUGAGCUCUUAGUGUUUUAUUUAUCUGAUAAAAGUUAAAUAAAAGCAGUGUUAGUGACAGGGGCAACGAAUUAUUCUAACAUAGACACUUGAAAAUAUGUGUAAGCAAUAUUCAUAGGUAAGAUUUCACUGUGUGUACACAUACACAUCUGAGAUUGUAUGAGAACAGACAAUCCAUAUGCUAUGUUGUACGUUUUAUGGAAAUGUAGAAGAAUCUCACAUAUUAUUUUAUAGAAAUAGAGUACUUUGGAAGCAUCACAAGUAUUAAGGUUGGUUUUAGUAAGGAUUAUGAUCAAUACAAUUAUUUUUACUAUGAUAAUUAUUUUUCUUCUCUGGAACUCAGAAUCCUGGCUACAUUUGAGGACAGGAAUAUGUUGAGCCUGAUUUUCCUGGUGUGUGUAAACUAUUUCCUCGGAAUACAUUAGGCACUUUUUAGAGACAAUGUUAAAUCAUUCAGGUUAUAUUUUCUGCCCUGAAAUAGAAACCUACGAGAUGAUAUUGGGACCUGAAAGAUUUAAUGUGGUUAACAGUGCCUGAAUUACGCAUACCCCGAGAACUAGCUUUGUAUUUCUUAUGACUUUGCAUAAGAACUAUUCAUAUUUGGAUCUUCAGCACCUUAUAGAUAAAACUUUUUACAGCAUUUCUUCUGUGGACAGUGAUUGAUCUUUUCACAAUGUACGCAGACUCUAGAAUUUUGUACAUACAUUUGCUCUUUUUUUUGUACAGACUAUUUAGUUGUUGAGAAGACAGGGGAAUUUCCUAAUUUGGUCUUUAUCCUUCAUUUAAACGAAGCUAAAACACCUUCAACAGAUCAUCCUUUACAUCUCCCAGAAAUCAUUAUUAUGACUCGACAGUGCGAUUCUGUAAGAUAGCACUUAGCAAAAGUUUAUGAAUAUAAGAUUUUAGCAGCCAAACUAAAAUGUAUAUAAACACUGAUUAUAGAGGAAUUUCACUAGGAAGAAGGUAAAGAAACAUCUUUGAGUAGCCUACCUAGAUUAUUGUCAAGUUCACAGCCAGCUUUAUAUUUUAAAGGCUUUGGGUUUGAAAUUAGGUCAACUGCAUGCAGCUUUGCUGAUAAGUGAAUAAUUACCUUUGAUGCCAUUUAUGAGAGAAGACUUCAAUAUCUGUUGCCUGUCAUACUUAAGAAAAAUUAAUGUUUCUACUCUCUGUAUCUGAUUUUAAAAGGAAAAAUAUUCAUACCAAGCUUUUAGGUAAUUGACUUCAAAUUCUUACAAGCAAAGGUCAUUGUGUUUUUCUUGAAUAGACAUCUAAUAAAUUUUGCUUGGACAUAUA